AGGGGAAGGGGUCAUCGGGAGCCAGCAUUGCUUGGCUUCCUACUUACCCCUCCUCUCCAUCAGUGGAAGGAAAGGAGAAACUCUGGGCCAUGAGGCUGUCCCUGCUCCUGAUUUUCCUCUGUCUCAUUCCGGUUGCUGUGCAGCUGUUGGCAGACACAAGGCAAUUUUUAAUAUAUAAUGAAGACCACAAGCGCUGCGUGGAAGUAGUAAGUCCCAGUGCGGUCCAAACAGCCAUUUGCAAUCAGGACAACGAAGCGCAGAAGUUCCGAUGGGUGUCUGAUUCCCGGAUUAUGAGUGUGGCAUUUAAGUUAUGUCUGGGGGUCCCAUCAAAGACAGACUGGGUUGCUGUCACUCUGUAUGCCUGUGAUCCGAGGAGUGAAUUUCAGAAAUGGGAGUGCAAAAAUGACACGCUUUUGGGUAUCAAGGGAGAAGAUUUAUUUUUUAACUAUGGCAACAAACAAGAGAAGAAUAUUAUGCUUUACAAGGGCUCUGGCUUGUGGAGCCGAUGGAAAAUCUAUGGAUCCACAGAUGAUUUAUGCGCCAGGGGUUACGAAGACAUGUACACGCUGCUGGGCAAUGCCAAUGGAGCAACUUGCGCAUUUCCAUUCAAGUUUGAAAACAAGUGGUAUGCAGAUUGUACCAGUGCUGGGCGAUCAGAUGGAUGGCUCUGGUGUGGGACCACCCCAGACUACGAUACAGACAAGCUCUUUGGAUAUUGUCCAUUGAAAUUUGAGGGCAGUGAAAGCUUAUGGAACAAAGACCCGCUGACUAGCAUCUCCUACCAGAUAAACUCCAAAUCGGCUCUAACUUGGCAUCAGGCGAGGAGAAGUUGCCAACAACAAAAUGCCGAGCUCUUGAGUAUCACGGAAAUCCAUGAGCAAACAUACCUGACAGGAUUAACCAGUUCCUUGACUUCAGGACUCUGGAUUGGACUCAAUAGCCUGAGUUUCAACAGUGGCUGGCAGUGGAGUGGUGGGAGCCCAUUCCGAUAUUUGAACUGGCUACCAGGAAGUCCAUCAACAGAACCUGGAAAAAGCUGCGUGUCAUUAAAUCCCGGGAAAAAUGCUAAAUGGGAAAAUCUGGAAUGUGUUCAGAAACUAGGCUAUAUUUGCAAAAAAGGCAACACAACUCUGAAUUCUUUUGUGAUUCCCUCUGAAAGUGAUGUGCCCACUAACUGUCCAAGCCAGUGGUGGCCAUAUGUAGGUCACUGUUACAAGAUUUACAGAGAGGAGAAGAAGAUCCAAAGAGAUGCCUUGACUGCAUGUAGGAAGGAAGGUGGCGAUCUAGCCAGUAUCCACACCAUCGAGGAAUUUGACUUUAUCUUCUCCCAGCUGGGAUAUGAGCAAGAUGAUGAGUUAUGGAUUGGCUUAAAUGACAUCAAGAUCCAAAUGUAUUUUGAGUGGAGUGAUGGCACCCCAGUAACAUUUACUAAAUGGCUUCGGGGGGAACCAAGCCAUGAAAACAACAGGCAGGAAGAUUGUGUUGUAAUGAAAGGCAAGGAUGGGUACUGGGCAGAUAGGGCCUGUGAGCGGCCUCUUGACUACAUCUGUAAGAUGAAAUCUCAAACCCAACCUUCUGGAACAAUAGAAGUAGAAAGAGGCUGCCGGAAAGGCUGGAAAAGACAUGGCUUCUACUGCUAUUUGAUUGGACACACACUGUCAACAUUUACAGAAGCAAACCAAACCUGUGUAAAUGAGAAGGCUUACUUAACAACUGUUGAAGACAGAUAUGAACAAGCAUAUCUAACUAGUUUGGUUGGAUUGAGGCCUGAAAGAUAUUUUUGGACAGGACUUUCAGAUGUACAAAACAAAGGCACCUUUCAGUGGACCAUUGAGGAAAACGUUCAGUUUACCCACUGGAAUUCAGAUAUGCCAGGGCGAAAAGCAGGAUGUGUGGCCAUGAGAACCGGAGUUGCUGGGGGCUUGUGGGAUGUUUUGAGAUGUGAAGAAAAAGCAAAAUUUGUGUGCAAACACUGGGCAGAAGGAGUAACUCGCCCGCCAGAGCCCACUACAACUCCCGAACCCAAAUGUCCUGAGGAAUGGGGCGCCAGCAGUAAAUCGAGCUUGUGUUUCAAGCUGUUUGCAAAAGGAAAACAUGAGAAGAAAACAUGGUUUGAAUCUCGAGAUUUUUGUAAAGCUCUGGGCGGUGACCUAGCCAGUAUCAAUAACAAAGAGGAACAGCAAACAAUAUGGAGACUAAUAGCGGCUACCGGAACUUACCAUGAACUGUUUUGGUUGGGACUCACAUAUGGAAGUCCUUCAGAGGGUUUUACUUGGAGUGAUGGCUCUCCUGUUUCAUAUGAAAAUUGGGCUUAUGGAGAACCUAAUAAUUAUCAAAAUGUUGAAUACUGUGGUGAGUUGAAAGGUGACUCUAGUAUGUCCUGGAAUGAUAUUAACUGUGAACAUCUUAACAACUGGAUUUGCCAGAUACAAAAAGGUCAAACACCGAAGCCUGAGCCCACACCAGCUCCUCAAGACAAUCCACCAGUCACUGAAGAUGGGUGGGUUAUUUACAAGGAUUACCAGUAUUAUUUUAGCAAAGAGAAGGAAACCAUGGACAACGCCCGAGCAUUUUGCAAAAAGAACUUUGGUGAUCUUGUUUCUAUUCAGAGUGAAAGUAAAAAGAAGUUUCUAUGGAAAUAUGUAAACAAGAAUGAUGCACAGCCCGCAUAUUUUAUUGGCCUAUUGAUCAGCUUGGAUAAAAAGUUUAUUUGGAUGGACGGAAGCAAAGUGGAUUAUGUGGCUUGGGCCACAGGUGAACCGAAUUUUGCAAAUGAUGAUGAAAAUUGUGUGACCAUGUAUUCAAAUUCAGGGUUUUGGAAUGACAUUAAUUGUGGUUAUCCAAAUGCCUUCAUUUGCCAGAGGCACAACAGCAGCAUCAAUGCCACGGUCAUUCCCACGGUGCCCGCAGUCCCAGGAGGCUGUAAGGAAGGCUGGAAUUUUUACAAUAAUAAGUGUUACAAAAUCUUCGGAUUUGUUGAAGAAGAAAGAAAAAAUUGGCAAGAGGCACGAAAAGCUUGCAUAGGAUUUGGGGGAAAUCUGGUAUCGAUCCGCAAUGAAAAAGAGCAAGCAUUUCUCACCUAUCAUAUGAAGGACUCCACUUUUAAUGCCUGGACGGGGCUGAAUGAUGUGAAUUCCGAGCACACGUUCCUGUGGACGGAUGGCCGAGGAGUUCAUUAUACCAACUGGGGGAAAGGUUUCCCUGGUGGGAGAAGGAGCAGUCUGUCCUAUGAAGAUGCUGAUUGCGUUGUUAUUAUUGGCGGGAAAUCAAGGGAUGCAGGAAAAUGGAUGGAUGACACAUGUGACAGUAAGCGGGGCUACAUCUGCCAGACACUUCCUGACUCUUCCUUGCCUCAUUCUCCAACAACAAUUCCAACAGACGGCUUUAUUCAAUAUGGUGAAAGUAACUAUUCAUUCGUGAAAUUAAAGUUACCAUGGCAAGAGGCAGAGAAUUAUUGCAAGCUCCACAAUUCCCUUAUUGCUAGCAUUCUAGAUCCCUAUAGUAAUGCAUUUGCAUUGAUGCAAAUGCAAAAGUUUAAUGAGCCUGUGUGGAUCGCCCUGAACAGUAAUUUGACCAAUAAUGAGUAUGCGUGGACUGAUAGAUGGAGGAUGAGGUAUACUAACUGGGCUGCUGAUGAACCCAGACUGAAAUCAGCAUGUGUUUACCUGGAUCUCGAUGGCUACUGGAAGACAGCAUCUUGCAAUGAAAGUUUUUAUUCUCUCUGCAAAAGAUCAGAUGAAAUCCCGGCCACUGAACCUCCACAACUGCCUGGCAGAUGCCCAGAGUCUGAGCACACAGCAUGGAUUCCUUUCCAUGGUCACUGCUACUAUAUCGAAUCUUCCUAUACGAGAAACUGGGGGCAAGCUUCUCUGGAAUGUCUCCGAAUGGGCUCUUCUUUAGUUUCCAUUGAAAGUGCUGCUGAAUCAAGUUUUCUGUCAUAUCGAGUUGAACCACUUCAAAGCAAAACCAAUUUUUGGGUAGGAUUGUUCAGAAAUGUUGAAGGAAUGUGGAUGUGGAUAAACAACAAUCCAGUUUCCUUUGUCAACUGGAACACGGGAGAUCCUUCUGGUGAACGAAACGAUUGUGUAGCUUUAUCUGCAGCGUCUGGAUUUUGGAAUAAUAUUCACUGUUCUUCCUACAAAGGGUAUAUUUGCAAACGACCAAAAAUUGUUGAUGCUGAACCUACUCAUGCAUUAAUUACCACUAAAGCUGACCCGAGGAAGAUGGACCCUUCCAAACCAGCUUCCAACGUGGCCGGAGUUGUAGUCGUUGUUGCCCUCCUGAUCGUAACAGGUGCUGGCCUCGCCGCGUAUUUCUUUUAUAAGAAGAGACGUGUGCACUUACCUCAAGAGAACACUUUUGAAAACACUCUCUAUUUUAACAGUAGGUCAAGUCCGGGAACCAGUGAUACGAAAGAUCUCGUGGGCAACAUCGAACAGAACGAACAUGCAGGCAUCUAGUCUCACCAUGUGAUUUCGAUAUAUUUGAAUUUCAUAACAUUAUAACUAAAAUGUUAAGGUUCUUUAAUUCAAUGUGAUUGUCUCUUUUACAAUUAGUACUGUAUUGCACUGGCCUGUCCUUUUCCUUUGCCUAAUUGAAGAAGUAAUCGCUCGUUUCCUAGCCUGGCAAGGUAUUUUCAUGAAAGAGAGGUAAUGAUAUUGGUGAUCACUUCUAAAAAUAUCUCGGGUGAACACACAGCACCAGAAUGCCAGCAUUUGAGCCUCGCGUGUGUGUAGGUCAUGUUGGCUGCAUGUGACAGAGCGCUUAGAAGAAGCCCAAAUGCCUAAGCUUCCCAAAAUAGUUGAAGGCACUCCCAAAGAAAUGUUACCUAUUGAAUUGUAAUUUGGUCCUUAGAAGACCGUUUUGAACAUGGAGUACAAAUAACUGGUUCUUUGUUAUUUCGGGUGGCAUAAAAAUUUAGUCACAUUUUCCUCCUACCAAAUCCUGACUUUUAAGUCAGUUGUUUAGAGUUGCAUUUGUACAUGUGCAGGAAGAUGAGGCAGCUGAGAACCUGUUUUCCCUGAGCAGGGUGUUCAAGGCUGAAUAUUGCAGACGUGUUCUUUGUCCUGUUAUAUGUAUAUCAGGAAUGCAAAGAUGUGAAAUACACAUGUAAAUUUGCAUAACUGAGUGUACUUAGAUAAUGUGAAAUAAACAUCAAAGACAAGGUCUAUUUAUAAUA
This is a messenger RNA of Hyaena hyaena (striped hyena), 5179 nucleotides long. RefSeq names its product mannose receptor C-type 1 (gene MRC1). Bases 90 to 4460 code for a protein of 1456 amino acids. Gene Ontology annotation, molecular function: signaling receptor activity. The record is from RefSeq and is a predicted model, not a curated record. The transcript has 30 exons. NCBI's taxonomy places the organism in Eukaryota, Metazoa, Chordata, Mammalia, Carnivora, Hyaenidae.